AUGCCUACACGAUCACCUGCUGCACAUGGUGGACUGGAGCCGCGGUUUUCACUACCACUUACCACUCCGCGCUCCAGCAAAUCAUCCCUUGUAGUGGGUGGCGUUCAGAUCUACCUGUACGGACUCGAGGAUUUGGAUGACUUGCCUAGAGAUGACAUCGCUGUCUUGUAUCUUGCUCACAACCGAACAAGAACGACGGAUGGAAGACGGAAGAGGAUGCCCAUGAUUGCGGUGACAAUGAACAUGAGAAACCAUGGUGAUCGAGAGAUCGAUCAACGAGCGAAUGAGACUUGGUCGAGUGGUAAUAAGAAUCAUGGAAUAGAUUUGAUGUCCAUGAUAUCAGGGUCCGCUCAGGAUUUCAAGCUCAUCCUGGACUAUUUGCCAGCAUAUUUGCCUCGAUUUCGCAACUUUCACAAUAUCAUGUUAGGUGUAUCACUAGGAGGCCAUACAGCCUGGCGCAUGGCCUCAGUAGCACCCGGUCAAUUCGAAGCAUUUGCAAUCGUGGUCGGCUGCCCCAAUCUAACCUCUCUUCUCCUCUCCCGACUCGGCCUCGACGCAGCCUCUCUUGGAGUCGAUCAAGACGAGCUUGAUAAGGUCCCGUAUGAUGAGCUAGAGAAAGUCAUGAGUGAGGAGCAGCGACGAAGAUGGCCACGGGCUCUUGCAGAAUUGGUGAGAGAAGGUGAUAGGAAGGCCAGAGAUGAGUUCCCCAGGACGGUUCCGUUGCUGAUGUGCAAUGGCAAACUCCUCACCGACCUUCUUGGUCUGUUCAGCUUCCCAGGUGAAGAAAACAACAGUCAACAGAAACCAAUCAUCACCGCCCUCAUGGAGAAACUACUCAACAAAGUCUUAUACGGAUCAUCUAGCCCCCAAGGCUCCUCUUCCAAUGGCUCCCAAGUCUUCACCAUCCGUCCACACCCCCAAGACGGCAACCUCCUCUCCAUCCUCCCCUCCAACGCCCCAAAAGAAUCCCCUCCCUUGUACACAAUCUACAAACGCCCCAGCAGCUCAACGCUCCUAAUGCACCGCGGCCACGCAGCCCCCGAAAACAUAAUAGCAUCAGCGACAAUGCAUCUCAGCACAUCACGCAUCGACGUAUCAGUGUUCAACCAACCAAUGGUGAUUAAGAACAGCAGCAUGACGGGCAGUUGGGGUUUUUAUACACACAUGGGGAAAUUCAAGUGGAAGGUUAAUCAGAUGACUGGUACGGGGUUUGAGCUGUAUGAUCAGAGUGGGAGGAAGGUUGCCAAGUAUGGGAGUGCGGGCUGGAAGAGGUUUGGGGAGAAGGAGGUUAGUGUUUAUGUAACGGGGGAUGAGUUCUUUGUGGUCAUGGUGUUGUUUUCGGCGGUGGUGUCGAGCCAGUUGAAGGGGAUUAUUGAUGAGGUUGUUGGGGAGGUUGCGGGUGCUGUGGCGGGUGCAUAG
Fusarium subglutinans is the source of this 1419-nucleotide messenger RNA. RefSeq lists its product as uncharacterized. The transcript has 5 exons. Bases 1 to 1419 code for a protein of 472 amino acids. NCBI's taxonomy places the organism in Eukaryota, Fungi, Ascomycota, Sordariomycetes, Hypocreales, Nectriaceae. The record is from RefSeq and is a predicted model, not a curated record.